Trichobilharzia regenti is the source of this 997-nucleotide messenger RNA. NCBI's taxonomy places the organism in Eukaryota, Metazoa, Platyhelminthes, Trematoda, Strigeidida, Schistosomatidae. The record is from the annotation of a GenBank genome assembly.
GCAUUCGCCUGCCCCGACAUGUCGUCUCAAACGGUAAUGAAUUGCCUUUGCCAACUGUUUUCGAUUUUCGGUAUGCCUUCUUACAUACAUACCGACAGAGGCGCUGCUUUCAUGUCUACCGAAUUACGGGCAUUUCUUCUGGAGAAAGGCGUAGCAACCAGUCGUACUACCUCAUACAAUCCUCAAGCCAAUGGGCAGGUCGAGCGCCUCAAUGGAACACUUUGGCGUGCCAUCACUCUAGCAUUAAGAUCACGGGGCCUACCAACGGCACAAUGGGAGUCUGUUCUACUCGACGCCUUGCAUUCCAUCAGAUCUUUGCUCUGUACUGCAACGAACGCCACGCCACACGAACGACUGUUUACCUAUAACCGAAGAUCGACAUCUGGGACAACUCUUCCUACUUGGCUCACUGUGCCAGGACCAGUACUUCUCCGGCGGAGUGUUCGUCAGUCCAAAUUCGAUCCCCUGGUUGAAGAGGUGGAGCUAUUGAAUUGUAACCCGCAAUUCGCUCACGUUCGCUUCGGUAAUGGACGUGAAGAUACAGUUGCUCUUCAUCAUCUGGCACCCAAAGGCGAAGAUAUAGAUCAAGUUGAAAAUUCAAUACCGGAGGGCGACGCAAUUCCUGAGCAACAAGUAAAUGGGGAUGCGACCACUGAUCCUAAUAUUCUUCGUGAAGAAAAUACAACUGAAACGAACAACGGGCGUAUUCUUUUGGAAAAACAACAACGUGUACGGCCUUACAAUUUGCGUACCAGAGAAGCGUGACAUAAUGGCUCAUUCCUUUUCAAGCCGCAGUGAAUGUUGUGAACUUUUCUUAUAAUACGUAUCUAGUCAUAUUCAUAUCUCUACCGCUAUUAACACUCUUUUUUUCCUUUAUAUGUUUAAGCCAUUCCGGCUUCAUUGUAAAAUGAAUAAAGCCUAAAUUCUUGGUUCAUUCGUCUUUUCAAGAUUCAAGCAUCACUCAUCGUUCUAAGACUCAAUCACCUUCGUAACACAG